AUGAAUCAGACAUCACCAACAACAAUAGCUUCCAUCACAAUUUGUGUUUUCUUUCAGACACCACCGUUACAACAUCGCACCACAACACCAGCCCUGAGCCACCACCACACUGCCUUUGCAAAAGCCGAGAACAACCAUUACACCCCACAGGUCUUUCAACAAACCCUAAAAAGUCGCAAUCAGUUGUCGCUUUACAGAUUUAAGAGUCUUGGUUGUCGUGGAUAUUAUCGAUCUUUCCUCUUCUACUAUCAACUCUCUCAGUUGUCGUUGUUGGUAUUGGUGGUGCGACGGCGUGGGUUGCCAGUGGCGGUGACUGGAGGCAAUGUGGUCUUCAGGUCUCGCAAAUCGACUGCGUCAUCGCAAUUCACUUUUACCGCUAUCAGUUCCGAUCAAUUUAGUCUACGUAACAUCGCUCACCACCAUGGUCCAAGCCAUCGUUGCUCUCCACCACCGAUUGUCUCUACAAGUCAGUUAACGUCUAUUAUUUUAAAUUACGAUGCCUUAAAGAAGAAGAACGCUUCCAAAAGUCAUCAUCCCCGGGGACAGCGGGUUUCAUUCCCUGACUUGCUUAUUGAUUUGUUGUAUAUCCCACGGUCUCUUCCAUCAGGUAAGUUGUUCAUGUCAAUAAUACCUCCGGUAGUUCCCGUGCUUCUGGCUCCGACGACUUUUAUCAGUGCAACCCCUUUUGGGUCAAAGAAAUUUAGAGAAAGAAGGGCCAAUACUACUCUGAUCAGACAGGUAUGA
This is a messenger RNA of Lactuca saligna, 744 nucleotides long. The record is from the annotation of a GenBank genome assembly. Lineage: Eukaryota; Viridiplantae; Streptophyta; Magnoliopsida; Asterales; Asteraceae.